Messenger RNA from Acinonyx jubatus (cheetah), 12499 nucleotides. It is a transcript of the gene TM4SF18, whose product is annotated as transmembrane 4 L six family member 18. The record is from RefSeq and is a predicted model, not a curated record. The coding region runs from base 5907 to 6512 and encodes 201 amino acids. Gene Ontology annotation, cellular component: membrane. The transcript is spliced from 7 exons. Lineage: Eukaryota; Metazoa; Chordata; Mammalia; Carnivora; Felidae.
CAUUGGGGUGCAUGUGCCCCUUCAAAACAGCACACCUGUAUCCUGUGGAUAAACGCCUAGUCAUGCAAUUGCUGGAUCGUAGGGUCGUUCUAUUUUUAGUUUUUUGAGGAACCUCCAUACUGUUUUCCAGAGUGGCUGCACCAGUUUGCAUUCCCACCAGCAGGGCAAAAGAGAUCCUCUUUCUCUGCAUCCUCGCCAACAUCUGUUGUUCCCUGUGUUGUUAAUGUUAGCCAUUCUGACAGGUGUGAGGUGGUAUCUCGUUGUUUUGAUUUGUAUUUCCCUGAUGAUGAGUGAUGUGGAGCAUUUUUUCAUGUGUCAGUUGGCCACCUGGAUGUCUCCUUUGGAGAAGUGUCUAUUUAUGUCUUUUUCCCAUUUCUUCACUGGAUUAUUUGAUUUUUGGGUGUUGAGUUUUAUAAAUUCUUUAUAGAUUUUGGAUACUACCUCUUUAUCUGAUAUGUGGCUUGCAAAUAUCUUCUCCCAUUCUGUCAGUUGCCUUUUAGUUUUGCUGUUUUGCUGUUUCCUUCACUGUGCAGAAGCUUUUUAUUUUGAUGAGGUCCUAAUAGUUCAUUUUUGCUUUUGUUUCUCUUGCCUCUGGAGACAUGUUGAGUAAGAAGUUGCUGUGGCCAAGAUCAAAGAGAUUUUUGCCUUCUUUCUCCUCAAGGAUUUUGAUGGGUUCCUGUCUUACAUUUAGGUCCUUCACCCAUUUUGAGUCUAUUUUUGUAUAUGGUGUAAGAAAGUGGUCCAGGUUCAUUCUUCUGCAUGUCGCUGUCCAGUUUUCCCAGUCCCACUUGCUGAAGAGACUGUCUUUAUUCCAUUGGAUAUUCUUUCCUGCUUUGUCAAAGGCUAGUUGGCCAUAUGUUUGUGGGUCCAUGUCUGGGUUCUCUAUUCUGUUCCAUUGAUCUGAGUGUCUGUUUUUGUGCCAGUACCAUACUGUCUUGAUGAUUAUAGCUUUGUAGUAUAGCUUGAAGUCCGGGACUAUGAUGCCUCCUGCUUUGGUUUUCUUUUUCAAGAUUGCUUUGGCUAUUUGGGUCUUUUCUGGUUCCAUACAAAUUUUAGGAUUGUUUGUUCCAGCUCUGUGAAGAAUGCUGGUGUUAUUUUGAUAGGGAUUGCAUUGAAUAUGUAGAUUGCUUUGGGUAGUAUUGACAUUUUAACAAUAUUUGUUCUUCCUAUUCAGAAGCAUGGACUCUUUUUCCAUUUUUUUGUGUCUUCUUCAAUUUCUUUCAUAAGCUUUCUAUAGUUAUUCAGUGUAUAGAUUUUCCACCUCUUUGGUUAGAGUUAUUCCUAGGUAUUUUAUGGUCUUUUGUGCAAUUGUAAAUGGGAUCGAUUCCUUGAUUUCUCUUUCUGUUGUUUCAUUACUGGUGUAUAGGAAUGCAACCGAUUUCUGUGCAUUGAUUUUAUAUACUGCAACUUUGCUGAAUUCAUGAAAUCGAUUCUAGCAGUUUUUUGGUCGAAUCUUUUGGGUUUUCCCUAUAGAGUAUCAUGUCAUCUGAGAAGAGUGAAGGCUGACCUCUUGGCCGAUUUGGAUGCCUUUUAUUUCUUUGUGUUGUCUGACUGCAGAUGUUAAGACUUCCAAUACUGUGUUGAAUAACAGUGGUGAGAGCGGACAUCCCUGUGUUGCUCCUGACCUUAGGGGGAAAGCGCUCAGUUUUUCUCCAUUCAGGAUGAUAUUAGCAUUGGGUCUUUCAUAUAUGGCUUUUAUGAUCUCGAGGUAUGAUCCUUCUAUCCCUACUAUCUUGAGGAUUUUUAUCAAGAAAGGAUGUUGUAUUUCGUUAAAUGCUUUCUCUGCAUCUAUUGAGAGGAUCAUCUGGUUCUUGUCUUUUAUUGAUGUGAUGAAUCACAUUGAUUGUUUUUGUGGAUAUUGAACCAGCCCUGCAUCCCAGGUAUAAAUCCCACUUAGUCGUGGUGGUUAAUUUUUUUAAUGUAUUGUUGGAGCUGGUUGGCCAAUAUCUUGUUGAGGAUUUUUGCAUCCGUGUUCAUAAGGGAAAUUGGUCUAUAGUUCUCUGUUUUAGUGGGGUCUUUGUCUGGUUUUGGAAUCAAAGUAAUGCUGGCUUCAUAGAAAGAGUUUGGAAAUUUUCCUUCCAUUUCUAUUUUUUGGAACAGCUUUAAGAGAAUAGGUGUUAACUCUUCCUUAAAUGUUUGGUAGAAUUCCCCUGGAAAGCCAUCUGGCCCUGGACUCUGUUUUUUGGGGAGAUUUUUGAUUACUAAUUGAUUUCUUUCCUGGUUAUGGGUCUAUUCAAAUUUUCUAUUUCUUCCUGUUUCAGUUUUGGUAGUGUAUAUGUUUCUAUGAAUUUUUCCAUUUCUUCCAGAUUGCCCAUUUUAUUGGUGUAUAAUUGCUCAUAAUAUUCUCUUCUUAUUGUUUUUAUUUCUGCUGUGUUGGUUGUGAUAUCUCCUCUUUCAUUCUUGAUUUUAUUUAUUUGGGUCCUUUCCUUUUUCUUUUUGAUCAAACUGGGUAGGGGUUUAUCAAUUUUGUUAAUUCCUUCAAAGUACCAGCUUCUGGUUUCAUUGAUCUGUUCUACUGUUUUUUUGGUUUCAAUAGCAUUGAUUUCUGUUCUAAUCUUUAUUAUUUCCUGACUUCUGCUGUUUUUGGGUUUUAUUUGCUGUUCUUUUCUCAGCUUUUUAUGGUGUAUGGUUACGUUGUGUAUGUGAGACCUUUCUUCCUUCUUUAGGAAGGCCUGGAUUGCUAUAUACUUCCCUCUUAUGGCUGCCUUUUUUGUGUCCUAUAGGUUUUGGGCUGUGGUGUUAUCAUUUUCAUUGGUUUCCAUGCACUUUUCAAUUUCCUCUUUAACUUCUUGGUUAGCCCAUUCUUUCUUUAGUAGGAUGUUCUUUAGUCUCCAAGUAUUUGUUAUUUUUUCAAUUUUUUUCUUGUGAUUGAUUUUGAGUUUCAUAGUGUUGUGGUCUAAAAAUAUGCAUGGUAUGAUCUUGAUCUUUUCAUACUUUCUGAGGGCUGAUCACAUCCCAGCAUGUGAUCUAUUCUGGAGAAUGUUCCAUGUGCACUGGAGGAGAAUGUAUAUUCUGCUGCUUUAGGAUGAAAUGUUCUGAAUAUAUCUGUUCAGUCCAUCUGGUCCAGUGUGUCAUUCAAAGCCAUUGUUUCCUUGUUGAUUUUCUGUUUAGAUGGUCUGUUCGAUGUUGUACAUGGGAUGUUGAAGUCCCCUACUAUUAUGGUAUUAUUAUCAAUGAGUUUCUUCAUAUUUGUGAUUAAUUGAUGUAUAUAUUUCAGUGUGCCACAUUUGGAGCAUAAAUGUUUACAAUUGUUAGGUCUUCUUGGUGGAUAGACCCCUUAACUAUGAUACAAUGCCCUUCCUCAUCUCUUGUUACAGUCUUUAUUUUAAAGUCUAGAUUGUCUGAUAAAAGUAUGGCUACUCUAGCUUUCUUUUGUCGACCAUUAGCAUGAUAGAUGGUUCUCCAUCCCGUUACUUUCAAUCUGAAGGUGUCUUUAAGUCUCAACUGGGUCUCUUGUAAACAGCGUAUAGAUGGAUCUUGUUUUCUUAUCCAUUCUGUUACCCUAUGUCUUUUGACUGGAGCAUUUAGAUCAUUGACAUUUAGAGUGAGUACUGAAGAUAUGAGUUUAUUGCCAUUAUGUUGCUUGUAGAGUUGGAGUUUCUGGUGGUGUUCUCUGGUCCUUUCUAGUCUUUGUUGCUUUUGGUAUUAUUUAUGUAUGUAUUUAAUUUAUUUAUUUAGUUUUUUCUCCCCUCAGAGAGUCCCCCUUAAUAUUUCUUGCAGGGCUGGUUUAGUGGUCAUGAACUCCUUUAAUUUUUGUUUGCUGGGAAACUUUUAAUCUCUCCUUCUAUUUGGAAUGACAUCCUUGCUGGAGAAAGAAUUCUUCACUGCAUAUUUUUCCAAUUCAGCCCAUUGAAUAUAUCCUGCCAUUCCUUUUUGACCUGCCAAGUUUCUGUGGAUAGGUCUUCUGCAAACCUGAUCUGCCUUCCCUUGUAGAUUAAGGACUUUUUUCCCUUUGCUGCUUUCAUGAUUCUUUCCUUGCCUGAGUCUUUUGUAAAUUUGACUAUGAUAUGCCUUGCUGACGGUCUAUUUUUGUUGAAUCUUAUGGGAGUCCUCUGUGCUUCCUGGAUUUUGAUGUCUAUGUGUUUCCCCAGGUUAGGAAAAUUUUCUGCUAUGAUUUGCUCACAUAACCUUUUUACCCCUUUUUCUCUCUUUUCAUCUUUUGGGACCCUUAUGAUUCUGAUGUUGUUCCUUUUUAGUCAGUCAUUGAUUUCUCUAAUUCUUAAAUCAUGGCCAUUUGCCUUAGUCUCCCUCUUUUUUUCUGCUUCAUCAUUCUCCAUUGUUCUCCACAUAGCUGAUUCUCUGCUCUGCCUCAUACAUCUUUGUCACCGUGGCAUCCUUUCUAGAUUGCAGCUUGGUUAUAGCGUUUUUUGUUUCAUCCUGACUAGAUUUUACCACUUUUAUAUAUGCAGAAAAGGGUUUUAAUCAAUUUUUGACUCCAGCUAGUAUUCAUAUUAUCGCAAUUCUAAAUUCUGGUUCAGACAUCUUGCUUGUAACUGUGUUGGUUAAGUCCCUGGCUUUCCUUUCUUCCUGCUCUAUCUUUUGGGGUGAAUUCCUUCGUUUUGUCUUUUUGAAGGGAGAAAAGGAAUUGAUAAGGUAAAAAAAAUUAAAAUUAAAAUAUUAGAAACAACACACACACACACACAAGUGAAAUAAAUGAUGCUAUAUCCUAGGUGUGUUUUAGUCUGGGUGUUGAAAGGGGCUUGGUAGAUUAGAGAAAAAAGGGGAAAGAAAAAAAAGGAAAUCAUUUGAAAAUUUGAAAAAAUACAUACACUGAAAUAGAAUAAAAUGAAAUGAUGGAAGUAAAAUAGAGGUUGAACAAAUUUACACAAAAGUAAAAAAUAUAGUAGGAAAAAAUUAAAGAAAAAUAUUUAAUAAAAAUUGAAAAUAAUAAUAAAUUUUUUCUGUUUCUGUAUUUAAGAUUAAAAAAGGAAAUUGAAAGGAUGGACCAGCGAACAGACUGAAAUACUAUUGAAAUUUGUUUUCCCCUAGAAGUCAAACUAUGAAGCCAUUUAUAGUCCGGAGACUAAGCAGCUGGAAGGAUUUGUGUUCCUGAGAGCGAGGUCGGCCCAGUUGGGCGGGGCUUAGUGUAACAGCUCUACUCUCCACUAGAUGGCGCUGCUUAGCUUACUGAGGUGGAUUGUUGCGGUGGCGCUUGUAGGUGUGUGUGCGCAUGCACAGGAGUGGUAAAUAUGGCGUCACCCAGCCUCUAGUAUCAGAAUUCUGUUCUCCUGGAUCAGCAAUCGCGCACCCGUCCUUUGUUUCAGCUUUCCUCCACUCCUCGCUUUUACACUUUCCGUGACCAAGCCCCAGGUAGUACCUCUCUCCCGAGUUUUGUCUCAGAUGCGGCUGUUUUCCCCGGCCUCUUACCUCUGAGGGACUGUGGCUUUGACCUGUUCCGCCCCUCUGCGGAGGGUCUCACCAAGCAAUGGCCAGGUGCCGGCCGCACCCAGGAACGUUCACAGGACCAUGCUGCUUGCCGGUGACCAGUGACUGUGUCUGGGUGCCAGCCCGCCUCAGAAAAAGUUCACGCGAUUGUGUGGCAGCCGCAUUUCAGGGCUUAUGGCAAAUCACAACACACAUCUGGCAGCAGGCUUCGUCCCCAACGACCUUGUCCCACCACCAGCAAAUGUGGUUGUUCUCCCGGGUCCACUGGGACCUUUGCCUGUGGCGGUCUACACAGCCUCUACCAGAUGUCCUCCCAGCAGGGGAACUGCCUCUCCCCAUGUGGCCUGAAGACCCUGGACUUCACUCUGCUCCUGGGGAUUCGCCCUUCUCACCAGAGCACCACCAGUAAACCACUAUUUCACACCAAGAGACUGUGAGCGGCAGUUCUGGCUGAGUCCUGGGCUUCUCAUGAAUAUGAAGUAAAGGGCUCUGACCCAGAAAGUGGUUCUGAGCAGGGUAAAAUGGGGUCUCGGAAAUGUGGAGGCUGCCUAAGUGGUCUGCUGAUUCCGCUUGCACUUUGGAGUAUAAUUGUGAAUAUAUUACUGUAUUUCCCAAAUGGGCAAACUUCCUAUGCAUCCAGCAAUAAACUCACCAACUACGUGUGGUAUUUUGAAGGAAUCUGUUUCUCAGGUGUCAUGAUGCUUAUAGUAGCAGCAGUUCUUCUUGUACUGGAGAAUGAUAAUAACUGUAAAUGUUGCCAGAGUGAAAGCUGCAGCAAAAAAUACAUGACACUGCUGUCAAUGAUUUUUUCUUCCCUUGGAAUUGCUUUCUCUGGAUACUGCCUGGUCAUAUCUGCUCUGGGCCUUGUUCAGGGUCCAUACUGCCGCACUCUCGAUGGCUGGGAGUACGCCUUUGAAGGCACUGCUGGACGUUUCCUUACAGAUUCCAGCAUCUGGAUUCAGUGCCUGGAACCUGCACAUGUAGUGGAGUGGAAUAUCAUUUUAUUUUCCAUUCUCAUAGCACUCAGUGGGCUUCAGGUGAUUGUUUGCCUCAUCAGAGUAGUCACUCAGUUAUCCAAGAUACUGUGUGGAAACUAUUCAGUCAUCAUCCAGCCUGGAAUUAUUUGAAUAAGGACAAGAAUGUUUUCCAUUAUCAAGAUAUGCCAUCUGUUUUUCUCAUAUCUACUGUAUAGACUUAAGGGCAAUAUUCCAGUGAUGAUGUUUUCUCCAUUUGGUGUUUGUUGUGCCUGCUUAUGAAAUUUACAUUCCUCACUGAAUGUGCCAACUAUGCUACCUUUCCAUUUAGAAUAUUUUUCUAAGCAAUAUAUGUCAGGAUCUUCAGAAAUGUUUAUACCCUUUGGUCAAACAAAUCCAUUUCCAAUAAUCCAUACUAUGGAAAUAAAUAAGAAUAGAAGAUAAAACUUUAUGCAAAUAUAAAUAAUACAACAUUAUUUAAUAUUCUGGAAAAUUAGAAAUAUCCAACAGUCUAACUUUAGGGGAAGAAUUAAAUAAAGAGUAGUAUAUUAGUUGUAAUAUUAUAAAGUCAUUACAAAAUAUGUCACACAAUCAUUACAAAUUACAUUUUUAAGAUUAUGAAUACUGUUAAUUUACAAAACAGAUUAUAAAUUCAUGUUUAUAGUAUACGUAUAACCACCUAAAGUAACACCAAAUAAUCAAAAUUUACAAUAAAAACUAAAUCUAGAAGGAUUUUCAGAAAAAUGUCAGCUGUCAUUGACUUGGAUCAUAGGUGACCCUUCCUACUUUUCUAUAUUUUCCAAAUUUUCUUUAUUAUGUUUUAUCAUUAAAAUACAUUUUUAAAACUCAUUUUUUACUAUUAAGAUUUUUUGCUUUUUUCUGUUUAGAUACUGCGUUUUUCAUGUUUUCCUACCUUGAGUAUCUAUAAUAUAUCAUAAAGUAGUACUUAAUGUCCAGUAAGGAAAGUAGUGAGGUAGAAAAGACAAAAAAAGUUUUAUAUAAGCCUAUAUAAUCUUACUGAGCUGUUAGCCUAAUUUUCUCUUUCCUGAUGAUGAGUCUGGUGGGCUUCAAGAGGUAGCCUUGAAAUAAAUGAUCAGUUGAGAAUAUGCUCAGUGGGUUAAAGAAAGUGACCAUUGAUCAGUUGAUACCUAUAUUUUGGGCAGUUACCACUACUUGCAUUUAUAGAAAAAAAUUAAGUAAAACAUUUAGAAACUUUCUACCUAUACUUACCAUGACUUCUUGGAGAACAGCAGCCAUGUUUUAUAUUUCCCAUCAUCCAUAGGACAUAGCAUAAAGUGGGCAUAGUAGACACUCAGUGUUGGAUAUUCAUGUCAGGCCCUUCUGCCCUUCAUCGUUGCUGUGCUGAACACCUGUCUCCAACAUAGGCCCACCAGGCCAUAACACUUCUGCCACUUGCCCAUUGCUCUCCUCCAUGAACACUGUCAACAAUACUCUGUCAACACUUGCUCUGUGCCAAAGCUGGGCAGUAGCCUGGAGCAAAGGGGAAAAUGCUUCUCUCUUUGGUGACUACAUCCUCCUUUGAGGGCAGCCACCCUGUCCACAGCCUUUGCUGAUGUAAGUAAGCAUCCUGGAAGAAAGCCAUGUUGUAUAUCAGAUGACCUCCAUGCCCUGGACCCAGCAGAAGGAAUUGGGAUGGGCACCCAAGCCGUGGGCAGCCUGUUGUUACCGUACUAGCUUUGACUGAGCCACGAGUGAAACACUAUCCAAAUGAGAUUGGUGGUCAUUCUUGCUUGAGAAUCUCAACUAGGAAGCCAAGAAUGAAGCAACCCAGUCACUGCUUUCAGGAAAAUAAUUAAAGGAUGAGAAAGGAUGCCAAAAUACUGAGAGUAUCUGAUUACUCCACCAAGCCCAUAAACUUGUCAUAUCCAGCAUGCUCUUUUCUUAGGUCUCCCAAUGACUCCUCAGUCCUCUUGUAAACAGACUUCUGGAAGGUCAACCCCACCAGUUUGUCAGACACGUUCAGACUGUCUCAGUCUUAUUCAGAUUCAAUACAGCAUCAUACCUUGAGUGGACCAUGAGUAGACAGACGUCAGCUGAACAACUCCACCACAGAACUGGAAACAUUGUCUAAGAACAGGGGUGCAGCCAAAUGCAGUACAGUGUAUGUAUUAUUAAAUUAUUAACACAGCCAUCCAAAAUUUUGUUUUUAUUUAUUUUUUUAAUGUUUUAUUUAUAUUUGAGAGAGCACAAGCAGGGGAGGGGCAGAGAGAGGGGGACAGAGGAUCUGAAGCAGGCUCUGCUCUGACAGCAGUGAGGCGAUGUGGGGCUUGAACUCACAAACUGUGAGAUCUUGGCCUGAGACAAAGUCGGAUGCUCAACCAACUGAGCCACCCAGGUGCCUCCCCCAAUUUUGUUUUUAAAGAGCAUUUGCUAAUGACGUACUUUCAAAGAAAAAAGCUGGAUACAAAUCUAUGUGGGAAGUUUGAGCUCAAAUUUUUAAAUAACCAUCUGAUUACAUGCAGACAUGAAUAAAAUUUCAGAUACAGACCAAAAAAGACAGGAACAAUACCUAAAUGUUAACAGUUAAGAAUUAUCCCCUAAUGAUGGGAUUAUGACUUAUGUUUUUUUUAUUUGAAAUUUUCAUUUGAAAAUGUAUUUCUUAAAUAAUGAGAAAAAAAUCUCAUUUGAAAAGAAAGUAUCCUCUCAUCCUAUCUGUAAAAUCUGUUUAAGGAGCUGAGAAUAGAGAAACCCUAAACAUGAAGGCAUGUGUGUGAUAGCCUUUUUUUUUACUCUUUUCAUUUUCUAAUUCUCAGAGAGACUGACUAUUGCUAGCUAACUUUAAUUAGGAAUGAAUUCUGCUUUAUACAUUUAUGCUUUUAUAUUUGCAAUUUCUCUCUUAUUUCCUUUGCUUCAAUCUCAAUGUAAUUUUUCUAACUUCUUAAAUUCAAUGCCUAGCUUAUCAAUUUUCAAUCUUUCUUUUUCUCUUUUUAAAAUAAGCAUCUAAGACUUCGCACUUUUUCUGUAAGUACCACUUUGGUUGCAUCUUCCAAGUUUUGAAAUGUUGUAUUUUCCUUAUUACUUAGUUAUAAAUAUUUUCUACUUUUCUUUAUGAUCUUUCCCUGUCUAUGUGUUUUUAAAUGUGCUUUUAAAAUUUCCAAUUAUGUGAGUUUGGGCUUUUUUUUUUAAUUGAUUUCCAUCUUAGUUAUAUCGUGAUUAUACAAUGUGGUGUAUAUGAUUCUGAUACUUUGAACAUUUUUAAAACAUGUUUUAUGGUUACUAUUUGUAAAUAUUUUAUUUACUUUUUUUAAUUUUAUUUUUUAUUUUUUAAAAUUUACAUCCAAAUUAGUUAGUGUAUGGUGCAACAAUGAUUUCAGGAGUAGAUUCCUUUAUGUACUUUAAAAGUAUAUGUUUAUCCAAAUAUUGGGUUCAAGAUUCAAUAGUGUCCAUUAGGAGAAGUUGUUAAUUUUGUCGUUCAGAUCCUUGGUUUCUUUUCGGCUGUUUGCUUGAUCUAUAGUAUCUAUGAAGAUUAAAUGGGUGUAUGUAUGUAUACUAAUUUGUAUAAUCUUAUUUACAUAUUAUAUGUAAUAUAAAUAUAGAAUCUAUUUAUUAUAUAUUAUUUAUAUAUUAUAAUAUUAUAAUUAAUUAUAUAUUAAUACAUUAGUAUAAUUAGAUAUUAUAUUAUAUAUUUAUUAUAUGAUUAUAUAUUAUGUUAUAUAUUAUUAAUAUAUUAUCUAUAUAUUAUAUAUUAUAUUAUUAUAUAUAAUAAUUAUAUUAUAUAUUAUUAUAUAGAUAUAUAAUAAGUAAAUAUGUAAAUACACACAUAUCUCAGAAAACAGUGUUUGGCACAUGGAUACAAUUUAUAAGUAGUCUAUAACGUAGUGGCUUAAAAAUUUUUUUUUAAUGUUUAUUCAUUUUUGAGAGACAGAGUGUGAGUGGGGCAAGGGGCAGACGGAGAUAGGGAGACACAGAAUCUGAAGCAGCCUCCAGGCUCCAAGCUGUCAGCACAGAGACCAGCACUGGGCUCAAACUCACGAACUGCGAGAUCAUGACCUGAGCCAAAGUCAGACGCUUAACCAACUGAGCCAACCAGGCACCACUAUAAUGUAGUGGUUUCAAGAUGUACUCUGGAGUCAGAAUGCUCAGAUUCAAAUCUGGGCUCUGCCUUAUUAGCUGUGUGAUCCUGGUCAGGUUUAUUUAAGGCAUUUGUGCCUCUGUUUCUGAAUUUGUAAAGUAGGAAUAAGAACAGAGCUGUGUACAUUUUGAGUUGGUACAUAUAAAGCUCUUAGAACCAGGGUGACUCAGAACCCAGUGUAGUUGGAGCAGAUUUGCAAUGGCUAGGAAAUGGAAAUACCACAGAUACAACAGAAUGGGAAGGGAGUGAAGAAAGGUCCUAAGGUUCUAGGGAGAGAAUAGGGUCAGAAGUCUGGGGAGGGAAAGGUAAAGUAGGCAAAGGUAAGAGGCAGGCAUUGUUAGGCUAGAGAAAGUGCAAGGGAGGCGAGCACUUCAUUUUGUCGUUUUGAUGCAUGUUUGGAGAGUAUAAACAUAAUAGCCAUCAGAAUCUGAUUCCUAAAACCCUAAUCUCUGGUGUAUAUACUUCCAUCCCACUGAAAAGGUACAAGGAGGGGGUGUCUGGGUGGCUCAGUAGAUUAAACAUCUACUCUUUAUCUCAGCUCAGGUCUUUAUUUCAGCUCAAGUCUUGAUCUCAGGGUUGUGAGUUCAAGCCCCACGUUGGGUUCCAUGCUGGGCAUAAAGCCUACUUAAAAAAAAAAAGCUACAAGGAAAGGGUACAAUUAUGAAAACUACAACUAUUUAGAUUUAGAAUGACUCCUGCUAGUUCUGCUUCCUGCUUUGUGAGAUGAAGCUGGGAAUUAGGGACAAGAUUCCAGUCCCAGAGGAACUGGGAUACCUGUAGGAAACCAAGGUAAGAAGUCAAGGUUGAGUGUGUGUAAUUGGGCAGAUAGGGCAGGACACACAAACCUGGCUACUAAAAUCCUUUUACUAGAUGUGGUGCCUGGCUACCCUGGCCAGAGCCAGCCCAUGUCUGACCCAAGGAACAAAACCAGUUCAAAUCAAAUUUUUUUAAUGCAUUAAUAUGAAAACACACACAUGCACACACACACACACACACACACACACACAGAAUCUGAUUUCACUCCUGCCUGAAAUCACACUAAAUUUAUGAUAAAGGUUUUUUUAAAGACAUAAACCAACAAAUGUCAGAGAUUAGGGGAGACAACAGCAGUAAAAUUACAGAAGCUACAAAGCAUACUGAUAAAACAUAACUGACAAAACCACCUUAAAAAAACAUGAAAAUCCCAAGCUUUAGGAGUAGGGGUGGUAAGCUGAGAGCCAGCAUAAUUUACAUGUCAGAAUCUUCAAAAGACUCCCAGAUGGAUAGCACCAGAUACAUCUGGAACUGGGAGUAAAGGAAGACCGACGAGAAGGAUUGGUUGAGUCCCUGUAUCCCUCUCUAUGUCACUGGAAAAUGGCAGACAUCUGAAAGUUUAUCCUCUGGAAAGGGUAAAAUAGAGGGUCUCUGAGUUCACCAAAGAGAUGGAUAUUACACCCAAACUAGAGAGAUUAAGUGACUGUUACAUCCUGAAUGAGGGAUAUUGAGACACACCUGCCCCAAAGCCCUUUUAAUCCACUCAGAUCUCAGAAUAACUAUUAGCCAGAACUUUCCCUUCCAAGUUGGAGCCUCUUGUAGGGAGUCUGGCCAGUGGAAGAGGAAAACUUAGAUACUAACUGUGGUAGGCUGAAUAAUAACCCCCCAGAGUGUCCAUGUCCAAAUCCAGGGGACUGUGAAUAUGUUACCCAGAAAUGGACUUUGAAGAUGUCAUUAAAUCAAGGAUUUUAAAAAGGGGAGAUUAUCCUGGAUUACCCAGGUAAACCCAACAUAAUCACAAAGGUCAUUAUAAGAGGGAGACAAGUAUCACUUUCAGAGAAAGAAGAUACAAGGACAGAAACAGGAAUCGGAGAGGAGAGAAGCUGCCAGGAGGGGCUCAAUCAAGGAAUGCAGGUAGCCUGAAGAAGCUGGAAAGGUCGAGGAAAUGGAUUCUCACCUAGACCUCCAGAAGGAACUUGGGCCUGCUAACCUCUUGAUUUUAUAACAGUGAAACUGAUUUUGGACUGUUAUUCCCCAGACCUGUAUGAUAAUAAACUUAUGUUGUUUUAUGUUA